UUUUUUAAGUGAUGGCAGGAAACUUCUGGCAGAGCUCACAUUAUUUGCAGUGGAUCCUUGACAAACAGGAUUUGAUGAAGGAACGCCAGAAGGACUUGAAGUUUCUGACAGAAGAAGAGUAUUGGAAACUGCAGAUCUUUUUUGCGAAUGUGAUACAAGCCUUGGGAGAGCAUCUGAAGCUCAGGCAGCAGGUUAUAGCCACAGCCACCGUUUACUUCAAACGAUUUUAUGCAAGAUACUCACUCAAAAGUAUAGAUCCUGUUCUUAUGGCUCCAACCUGUGUGUUCUUGGCAUCCAAAGUAGAGGAAUUUGGUGUUGUUUCAAAUACCAGAUUGAUCUCAGCUGCUACAUCUGUAUUGAAAACUAGGUUUUCAUAUGCUUUCCCAAAGGAGUUUCCUUACAGAAUGAAUCAUAUAUUGGAAUGUGAAUUCUAUCUAUUAGAACUAAUGGAUUGCUGUUUAAUAGUGUACCAUCCCUAUAGACCGCUGCUUCAGUAUGUGCAGGACAUGGGGCAAGAGGACAUGUUGCUGCCUUUAGCAUGGAGGAUUGUGAAUGACACUUACAGAACGGAUCUCUGUCUUUUGUAUCCCCCAUUUAUGAUUGCCUUAGCUUGCCUACAUGUUGCUUGUGUUGUGCAGCAAAAAGAUGCAAGACAGUGGUUUGCUGAGCUUUCGGUUGACAUGGAAAAGAUCCUGGAAAUCAUUAGAGUCAUUCUGAAGUUGUAUGACCAGUGGAAAAACUUUGAUGACAGAAAGGAAAUGGCUGCAGUUCUCAACAAGAUGCCUAAACCAAAGCCUCCUCCUAACAGCGAAAGUGACCAGAGUUCCAAUGGAAAUCAGAACUCUACCUACAAUCAAUCUUAGGUUACACAUGGAACAGGAAAUGCAGCAAUGGAAUACAGUGCAUCAGAAACUGCUUUAACCUGGGAGCAAUACACACUUUUAUUAUUCAAGAAUGAAUGGUGGUCCGUUGUAUGGGCUGGUCAUUCUUGGAUUUAUGGUACCAUCUCCAAUUUGUCCACUGGACAAGAUGUGUAUUUCAAUUUUUAUCCUGAAUUAUGUGUAGACUUUUGAAUUAAUGGUAGGCUGCUGGAAUACAUCUUGAUAGCCCACCACUUUAAGGCACUCUAUUAAUGUGUGUGGCCUUUAUGGCUGUUAUGCUUGAAACAGAAAGAACUGAUGUACCUUAUGAACCAAAACUUAACUGCUGGGUACAAUCGGUAUGAAAUCAGACAAAGCUCAUAAAAAAGCUAUAAACUUGCUAUAUGCCGAUCCUGACUUCCUUGAAGAGUCCCAGAGUGUUCACAGGGUUAAAGUAGUGGAUUCCUUGAAAGUGGAGGUGUGAUUGUGGAAAGUUGAUUGAUCAUAUAAAUAUAAAUGUUUAAGUGGCAAGUGGUUGGUGGUUGUUCCCUUUUUUGCACACCAUAUUUUAGCAGUACCUUCAGCAAUAGAUUUCUGUUCUAUUAUUCUGUCCAUAAAAGAGAGCUUAAGUUUACAAAUGUAAGUGUGUUGGUGUGCUAAAUGACCUUACAAGUCUAUGUCUGAUUUUAGGGGGCAUUAUGGUUAUUUCUGUAAUGGAUAUCUUCGAGUGCAAGUUGAGAUCUUUUUGAAAAUGCUUAAAUGUAAAAAAUUAUAUAGGGCUAAUUUAAGGUAAUAUUUUUACUUUUUAUCAUGCCCAUUUUUUUUAGUUCUCAGAGCUGUGAGACAGAACUGCACAUUGUGAUUGUUCAGCCAAAUUCAUCAUUUACCACCAAAAGCCAGCUUUUUAUUUGGUCCUACUUGGUACUUCAUUUGUACAUAUGUUUAUCUUCACUUGUUAAUUUCGGGCUCACACCCUUCAAGGAGCAAAUGUUAAGUGCAAGGAGUUACUACUCAUUAAUAAAAGGAUACUAUACAUGUAGUUAA
Molecule: messenger RNA, 1904 nt
Organism: Lepisosteus oculatus (spotted gar)
Lineage: Eukaryota; Metazoa; Chordata; Actinopteri; Semionotiformes; Lepisosteidae
Gene: ccnc
Product: cyclin C
Biological process (GO): positive regulation of transcription by RNA polymerase II
Cellular component (GO): mediator complex; nucleus
Molecular function (GO): cyclin-dependent protein serine/threonine kinase regulator activity
Source: RefSeq, a predicted model, not a curated record